AUGUUAUGAGGAGACUUGGCCCAAAGUGUUUUGCUUUGCCCUCUUACCCCCCUAGAAAAAUGGCCGUUAUUAAUAAUACUAAUAAUUACCGUCGCGCUGUUGAAGGGCAUGGCGUUUGGCAGAGAGGAAGCAGGAAGGAGGCAUGGCUUGCAGCACCUUUCCAGGAAAGGCAGCCUUAAAUUGAGGCACUGCCCUCUGCUUCAAAUCAUAGCAUUGUAGAGCUGGAAGGGACCACGAGGGUCAUCUAGUCCAACCCCCAACCCCCUGCGAUGUAGGAAUUUUUUUGCCCAACUCGGGGCUCGAACCCACGACCCUGAGAUGCUCUACCAAUUGAGCACUAAGCCCUUACUGAGUUCAGUGGGGCAUUUUUCCAGAUAAGAGCAUGCAGGAUUGAAACCUUUUUUGUGGGGGGAGAGGGGACAUGGUCGCAGUUUAUAGAAUUGCGCCUUGAAGGGAAUAGAAGUCCUUCUCCCACCCAAGGUCUGUUUCUUAAUACUGGGAAGUGGGGUCUUCCAAGGACACUGGCUGAUUAGGUGUUCUGGAUAUUUUGUUUGCUUGGUUAUGGGUUAGGUGCCGACUUGGUCUUGCUUAGGGUGGGCCCAAUGAAAUAAAUUGGGGCUUAACUAACCCCAUGAAGCUGCCAUUUACCUCUUUGCUCAGUUACAGGCAAUGACAGCCUACCGGUGAGAGGAAAGAGAAAAAGGUUAACUGCACAUACUACCCUGAGAUCCUGAGGGAGGAUAGAAAUUUUGUUUCUGGGUCUAUUUUAAAUACCGUUGCUUAACCAGUAGAACUUGUGAAACAGUAAAAUACUAAGCAUUGCUACGUAGUUGAUGCUUUCGUAGAGUAAAAAUCAGUAGAAAAUGCAGAGGAGAAAGGAAUAGUUCUAUUGAGCAUGGCUAGAGCACACUGUUGAGUAACCAGAGGUAGAUCUUGCAUCUGUUUUGGAUGAUUUCGAUCCUUUGGUCAUGCUUGCUGAGAAGUAACUUGCAUCGUUCACAGAUUGCCCUUGUUGCACAGUUCCACCCCAUGUGGAAGACUUGGCCAGAGUUCUGUAGUUGUAAUUCUCUAUUUUGUCAAUGAAACUUAAAAUAAUAAUAAAAAUCCUGAAAAUAAGUGUGGAAGGAAGGGAAGCAAGUAGAAUUUGUGAAGCAGUCAAAUUGUAAGCCCUGCCUGAUGUGUCACCCUCGGCGUAUGGGGUGCUUUUACAGAGUAAGAUACGAAAUUUCCUGUCUUUGCACUAAGUUGCAAAUGCAUUAAGAUGACAAGCCAGAGAAAACCACUUUGUCACACGUUCAGAGCCAUCACACAGUGAAUUAAAGCUCACUGCUUGCAUUUGAAAAGAACGGGCGGAUUCCUGUGCCAGAUGCACCUUUUUCCCACACCGUUAAAAAACUGUAUUUAAAAAAUGCAGUGACUUUCCCCUUGCAAGAAGAUGCGUCGGGCAGAAGAAGCAUAGCACCACCGGUGUCCUGCGCCUGGGCGAUUGUGACACCCGGAACAGGCUCCUUUGGGUGGAAUCGGCAUGCAAUAGUUCCAUACAGCGUUGAUUUGCAUCUGUGUAGGUGCCCCCCUCCUCCCAAGUUGCCUGGGUUGCAAAACAGGGAGAAAGCAGCAGCUGCUCAUCUUUGGCAGUAGAAGAUUAUGGUGGCAGCUCGGCACUAGCAAAAGCAGCAGCGGCGGCGGCGGUGGCUGAAGCAGCAGCAGCAGCAGCAGAGCAGGACUUUGCCCGGAUGCAUUUCCCCCUGAAAACCAUCAGCAUUGCAAAGUGCAGCCCCCAGACUUGGCAGCCAAACAGGAAUUGGAAGCGUUCGUAAAAGGAAGGGAACCGGGAACUGGCAAGGAACAGCAGGGGUGGAGGGCAGCACCACCAGCUUUUUUCCCUGUGUGUUUCUAGGGAGGGGGGGGGUCUUCUCUUAUCAUGGCGGAUCGGACAGCUCCUAGAUGCCAGCUGCGUCUGGAGUGGGUAUAUGGGUAUAGGGGUCACCAGUGCCGCAACAACCUGUACUACACGGCAGGCAAGGAAGUGGUUUACUUCGUGGCUGGAGUCGGGGUGGUUUAUAACACCAGAGAGCAUAGCCAGAAAUUUUUCCUGGGGCACAACGAUGACAUUAUCAGUCUAGCUCUGCACCCGGAAAAAACCCUGGUUGCUACAGGGCAAGUUGGGAAGGACCCUUACAUUUGCGUCUGGGACUCCUACAACGUACAGACUGUUUCCAUCCUGAAGGAUGCUCAUACCCACGGAGUUGCCUGCUUGGCUUUUGAUUCGGAUGGCCAGCGUCUAGCUUCAGUGGGACUGGAUGCCAAAAACACAGUCUGCAUUUGGGAAUGGAGGAAAGGAAAACUUCUUGCAUCAGCUACUGGCCACUCAGACAGGAUCUUUGAUAUUUCCUGGGACCCCUAUCAACCCAACAGAGUGGCUAGCUGUGGAGUGAAACAUAUCAAGUUUUGGACGCUUUGCGGAAAUGCCUUGACAGCCAAAAGAGGGAUAUUUGGUAAAACAGGAGACUUGCAAACUAUCCUCUGUUUGUCCUGCGCAAAAGAUGACGUCACAUACUCUGGUGCUUUAAAUGGAGACAUCUACGUCUGGAAAGGGCUCACCUUAGCCCGCACGAUUCAAGGAGCUCACGGUGCUGGCAUUUUUAGCAUGUAUGCAUGUGAAGAAGGUUUUGCCACCGGUGGGAGAGAUGGCUGCAUUCGACUGUGGGACACUGUUUUUAAGCCAAUAACUAAAAUUGAUCUCAGGGAAAAUGAACAAGGCUAUAAAGGUUUGUCCAUCCGAAGUGUGUGCUGGAAAGCAGACCGGCUUUUAGCAGGGACGCAGGACAGCGAAAUAUUUGAGGUCAUCGUGAGAGAAAGGGACAAGCCCAUGCUCAUAAUGCAAGGUCACUGCGAAGGAGAGCUCUGGGCCCUGGCGGUGCAUCCCAAGAAACCGUUAGUUGUUACCGGCAGCGAUGAUCGAUCCGUGCGGUUAUGGAGCCUUGCUGACCACGCCUUGAUUGCUCGUUGCAAUAUGGAAGAAGCUGUGCGAAGUGUAUCUUUCAGCCCUGAUGGAUCUCAGCUGGCACUGGGAAUGAAGGAUGGUUCCUUCAUUGUUCUGAGAGUAAGAGAUAUGACAGAGGUAGUUCAUAUCAAAGACCGGAAAGAAGUAAUUCAUGAAAUGAAGUUUUCGCCAGAUGGCUGCUAUCUUGCAGUGGGUUCCAAUGAUGGCCCCGUGGAUAUCUAUGCAGUUGCUCAACGGUACAAAAAGACUGGAGAAUGCAACAAGUCUUCUAGCUUUAUUACUCAUAUUGACUGGUCUCUGGACAGCAAAUUCUUGCAAACUAAUGAUGGUGCGGGAGAACGCUUCUUCUACAGGAUGCCAUCUGGAAAGCAUUUAACAAGCAAAGAUGAAAUCAAAGGGAUUCACUGGGCUUCCUGGACGUGUGUGAUGGGAUCAGAAGUGAACGGGAUCUGGCCAAAGUAUAGCAACGUUACAGACAUCAACUCUGUGGAUGGAAAUUACAAUAAUGCUGUUCUGGUGACUGGAGACGACUUUGGAUUAGUUAAAUUGUUCAGAUUUCCUUGUCUAAAGAAAGGAGCUAAAUUUAGAAAAUACGUUGGCCAUUCUGCACAUGUUACUAAUGUCCGUUGGUCGCAUGACUUUCAGUGGGUAAUAAGUACUGGAGGUGCAGAUCACUCUGUUUUUCAGUGGCGGUUUAUUCCAGAAGGUUUAACAAAUGGAAUCCAUGAAACAGCACCCCAGGAAAGUGGCAUAGAUUCACACAGCGAAGAAUCUGACUCCGAUUUAUCUGAUGUGCCAGAGUUAGACUCAGAUAUAGAGCAAGAAGCUCAAAUCAACUACACCCGACAGGUUUACAAAGAAGAUCUACCUCAACUGAAACAGCAAAGUAAAGAGAAAAACCACUCAGUGCCCUUCCUUAAAAGAGAGCGAGCUCCUGAGGACAGCUUAAAGCUACAAUUUAUACAUGGUUACAGAGGCUAUGACUGCCGAAACAAUUUGUUCUACACACAGACUGGGGAGGUGGUAUACCACAUUGCUGCUGUUGCUGUUGUUUACAAUAGACUGCAACACACCCAAAGACUGUAUCUCGGUCACGAUGAUGAUAUCCUCAGUCUAGCCAUCCAUCCUCUGAAAGACUAUGUUGCUACUGGACAGGUUGGGAGAGAUGCCGCCAUUCACGUGUGGGACACUCAGGCACUCAAAUGUUUGUCACUGCUAAGAGGCCAACACCAAAGAGGCGUCUGUGCCCUUGAUUUUUCAGCUGAUGGAAAAUGUCUGGCGUCUAUUGGGUUAGAUGACAAUCAUACCAUCGUACUCUGGGACUGGAAAAAAGGAGAAAAGAUGGCAGCAACCAGAGGCCAUAAAGACAAGAUAUUUGUAGUGAAAUGCAACCCUCACCAUGCUGAUAAACUGGUAACCGUUGGAAUGAAACACCUCAAAUUCUGGCAGCAAGCAGGUGGUGGUUUCACCUCCAAGCGUGGCAUCUUUGGAAAUAUCGGGAAGCAGGAAACCAUGAUGAGUGUUUCGUACGGGCGAAUAGAGGACCUUGUUUUCUCUGGAUCUGCCACAGGAGACAUUUACAUCUGGAAAGAUAUUUUGCUGCUUAAGACGGUGAAAGCUCACGAUGGGCCUGUAUUUGCCAUGCACGCCUUAGAUAAGGGCUUUGUGACAGGUGGGAAGGAUGGCGUAGUGGCACUUUGGGAUGACACCUUUGAGAGGUGCUUGAAGACAUACGCCAUUAAAAGAGCAGCAUUGUCGCCUGGCUCCAAAGGGUUGCUGUUGGAAGAUAACCCGUCCAUUCGUGCCAUCACCUUAGGACAUGGGCAUAUACUGGUGGGAACAAAAAACGGGGAGAUUCUUGAAAUUGAUAAAAGCGGCCCCAUGACUCUGCUUGUGCAGGGGCAUAUGGAAGGGGAGGUCUGGGGUCUGGCAGCGCAUCCCCUCUUACCUAUCUGUGCAACAGUGAGUGAUGAUAAAACUCUGAGGAUCUGGGAACUUUCCUCUCAACACCGUAUGCUGGCUGUGAGAAAGCUUAAGAAAGGAGGACGGUGCUGUGCCUUCUCCCCCGAUGGGAAAGCCUUGGCUGUCGGCUUGAACGACGGGAGUUUUCUGGUAGUGAAUGCUGAUACCGUAGAAGAUAUGCUUUCCUUCCAUCACAGAAAGGAAAUGAUCUCUGACAUCAAAUUUUCCCGAGAUGCAGGGAAAUACCUGGCAGUGGCUUCCCAUGAUAAUUUUGUAGAUAUUUACAAUGUGCUUACCAGCAAAAGAGUUGGCAUCUGCAAAGGGGCAUCGAGCUACGUCACGCACAUUGACUGGGAUUCAAGAGGGAAGCUAUUGCAAGUCAAUUCUGGUGCCAAAGAACAAUUCUUUUUUGAAGCUCCGAGAGGAAAGAGGCAUGUUAUAAGAUCCACCGAGAUUGAGAAGAUCGAGUGGGACACGUGGACAUGUGUCCUUGGUCCUACCUGCGAAGGGAUUUGGCCAAUGCACAGCGACGUCACUGUUAUCAACGCGGCUUCUCUCACCAAAGAUCGCACGCUCUUAGCUACAGGGGAUGAUUUUGGGUUCGUAAAGCUCUUCAGAUACCCAGUCAAGGGUCAGCACGCUAAGUUCAAGAAGUACGUGGGGCACAGCGCCCAUGUGACUAAUGCCCGCUGGUUACACAAUGACUCUGUGCUUCUGACGGUGGGAGGAGCUGACACUGCUCUGAUGAUCUGGACUCGAGAAUUUGUAGGCACCCAAGAAAGCAAACUAGUGGACAGCGAGGAGUCGGACACGGAUGCCGAAGAGGAUGGAGGUUAUGACAGUGACGUUGCAAGAGAAAAAGCGAUUGACUACACCACGAAGAUCUACGCUGUGAGCAUCCGAGAGAUGGAGGGCACAAAACCGCACCAGCAGCUGAAGGAGGUUUCCGUGGAGGAAAGGCCUCCAGUUAGCAGAGCUGCUCCUCAACCUGAGAAACUGCAAAAGAAUAACAUCAAUAAAAAAAGGAAACUGGUUGAGGAAUUGGCUUUAGACCAUGUUUUCGGGUAUCGCGGAUUCGAUUGUCGCAACAACCUUCAUUACCUCAACGAUGGUGCUGAUAUUAUUUUCCAUACUGCUGCAGCAUGCAUAGUUCAAAACCUUUCCACAGGAAGCCAAACUUUCUACCUGGAGCAUACGGAUGACAUCCUCUGCCUAACAGUCAACCAGCACCCAAAGUACAAAAACGUGGUGGCAACCAGCCAGAUUGGUGAUAUGACAGAAUUUCCAGGUACAACACCUUCUGUCCACAUAUGGGAUGCUAUGACCAAGCAGACUUUGUCUAUGCUGCGCUGCUUCCAUUCCAAAGGAGUGAAUUACGUCAACUUCAGCGCUACUGGCAAGCUCCUAGUCUCUGUGGGAGUUGAUCCUGAACAUACAAUCACAGUGUGGAGAUGGCAGGAAGGUGCUAAAAUUGCAAGCAGAGGAGGCCACCUAGAAAGGAUCUUCGUUGUAGAGUUCCGUCCAGAUUCAGACACCCAGUUUGUCUCUGUUGGAGUCAAACACAUGAAAUUCUGGACCCUGGCUGGAAGCGCUUUGCUCUAUAAAAAGGGAGUCAUUGGUUCGUUGGAAGAUGCCAAAAUGCAAACCAUGCUCUCUGUGGCCUUUGGAGCGAAUAACCUUACUUUCACUGGUGCCAUAAAUGGAGAUGUUUAUGUCUGGAAGGAUCACUUUCUAAUCAGACUGGUGGCAAAAGCUCACACUGGGCCCGUCUUUACAAUGUACACAACGCUUCGCGAUGGACUCAUUGUCACUGGAGGGAAAGAAAGACCGACGAAAGAAGGAGGUGCUGUGAAACUGUGGGAUCAGGAGAUGAAACGCUGCCGGGCAUUUCAGCUUGAGACAGGGCAAAUUGUGGAGUGUGUCCGUUCGGUGUGCCGAGGCAAAGGCAAAAUUUUAGUGGGAACCAAAGAUGGAGAAAUAAUUGAAAUUGGAGAGAAAAAUGGUGCUUCUAACCUGCUGAUUGACAGUCACAUGGAAGGAGAGAUUUGGGGCUUGGCUACUCAUCCCUCCAAAGACAUCUUCAUCUCUGCUAGUAAUGAUGGCACUGCAAGGAUCUGGGACCUUUGUGACAAAAAACUUCUGAACAAAGUGAAUCUGGGCCAUGCUGCCAGAUGUGCCGCUUACAGCCCCGACGGCGAAAUGGUCGCCAUCGGCAUGAAGAACGGAGAGUUCAUCAUUUUGCUCGUGAACAGCCUUAAAGUGUGGGGCAAGAAAAGAGACCGCAAGUCUGCCAUCCAGGACAUCAGAAUCAGCCCCGAUAACCGGUUCCUCGCGGUGGGCUCACAGGAACACACCGUUGACUUCUACGAUCUCACCCAAGGCACAACCUUGAACCGCAUCGGCUACUGUAAAGACAUCCCAAGCUUUGUCAUUCAGAUGGAUUUUUCCGCAGACAGCAGAUACAUUCAGGUAUCAACCGGUGCCUAUAAACGCCAGGUCCACGAGGUGCCAUUAGGGAAGCAGGUGACGGACGCAGCGUUCAUCGGGAAGAUCACCUGGGCCACCUGGACAAGUAUCCUUGGAGAUGAAGUCAUUGGUAUCUGGCCUCGAAAUGCGGAUAAGGCAGACGUCAACUGUGCUUGCGUAACCCACGCUGGCCUGAACAUAGUCUCCGGGGACGACUUUGGACUAGUCAAACUCUUUGACUUCCCCUGCACUGAAAAAUUUGCCAAACACAAGCGUUACUUUGGCCAUUCGGCUCACGUCACCAACAUACGCUUCUCUCACGAUGACAAGUACGUUAUCAGCACCGGAGGGGAUGAUUGCAGCGUAUUUGUAUGGCGAUGCCUUUGAAGGUCAGUUUCCUCCAGUGCCGCUCUUGCUACCACCGCCACGUGAGUGCCAAACAGGGAUACCUCCCAAGACUUCAGCAGGCGGCUUUGUUACAAAACGCUGCAUAGAUUCUAAAUGUGUGAGACUUCACCUACGCUGGAUGCCACAACCACCCCCCAACCAUUGUGAAAGAAGGGGAAAUUGCUGUAUUUUUCCAUAUAUAAGACUAGGGUUUUUUCCUUAGAAAUAAUGUCCGAAAUGUUUUUUGGGGGGGCUUAUACACGGAUAAGCCCCCCCAAA
Messenger RNA from Podarcis muralis (Common wall lizard), 8098 nucleotides. Lineage: Eukaryota; Metazoa; Chordata; Lepidosauria; Squamata; Lacertidae. The record is from RefSeq and is a predicted model, not a curated record.